CCAACAAUACUGCCUUGGCAACGCGCCUCUCUCUCUCUCUCUCUCUCUCUAUCUCUAGCGCUUUUUCUCGAGCGGGUCAUCCGGUCUACUUUCCCGGUCACUGUCGCCGGAAAACGCACCGGAGAUCAAACUCUGACCACUCUCCGUCGAGAAACUCAAACUGUUCGAACCCUCUGAACCUCUGCUUUGGACCGUUGGAGACAGUGAGAGUGAUAGAGAACUCAAAAACUCAUAAUCAAAAGCCAACGAAAGGCCUCAAGACACAAAACCCAGACGCGUUCAUGGUGACACGGUGUCGUUUCACUGGAAGACCGACGAGACGACGCCGUUUGGCGUUGCGAUUUUGAAUUGGGAUAGGGGGCGUAGAUAGUUUGGGAUAUGGGGAAGGUGGCGGUGGGAUUGGCGGUUGGGGUGGCGGUGGCGGCUUGUGCGGUGGCGACGGUGGUGGUCGGUCGAAGAAUAAGGAGCAGACGGAAGUGGAGAAGAGUGGUUGGGGUUUUGAAGGAACUCGAGCAGAGCUGUGAAACCACAGUGGGGAGGUUGAGGCAGGUCGUAGACGCUAUGGCUGUGGAGAUGCACGCAGGUUUGGCCUCUGAUGGUGGCUCCAAGCUCAAAAUGUUGCUCACUUUUGUGGAUAAACUCCCCAAUGGGAGCGAGAAAGGAACUUACUAUGCGCUAGAUCUUGGGGGUACUAAUUUUAGGGUCUUACGGGUUAAGCUAGAAGGCACGAGGUCCUCUACCUUGGAACAUGAUGUAUAUCGACAACCGAUUCCUCAAGAUUUGAUGACUGGCUCGAGCGAGGAUCUAUUUGAUUUUAUUGCUUCAUCGUUAAAGGAGUUUGUUGAAAGAGAAGGAGAUAUUUCUGAGCUUUCACUGGACAGAAGAAGGGAGCUUGGAUUCACAUUCUCUUUUCCCGUGAAACAAAUGUCUGUGUCAUCAGGCACUUUAUUAAAAUGGACAAAAGGGUUUUCCAUUGAAGACAUGGUUGGAAGAGAGAUUGCAGGAUGCUUAGAGAAAGCAAUGACCAGGAAAGGCCUAAAUAUGAGGGUCGCAGCACUUGUCAAUGACUCUGUGGGAUCAUUAGCACUUGGACAUUAUCACGACACAGACACUGUUGCUGCAGUGAUAAUUGGAACGGGUACUAAUGCCUGUUAUUUGGAAAGGACAGAUGCUAUAAUUAAGUCUCAAGGGCUUCUUACAACAUCUGGAGGCAUGGUUGUCAACAUGGAAUGGGGAAAUUUUUGGUCAUCUCAUUUACCAAGGACCGUGUAUGAUAUUGAAUUAGAUGCUGAUAGCCCCAAUCCGAAUGAUCAGGGUUUUGAGAAAUUGAUAUCAGGAAUGUACCUAGGUGAUGUUGUAAGGAGAGUGAUUGUCAGAAUGUCACAGGAGUCAGAUAUUUUUGACCCUAUUUCUUCCAAGUUAUCAAUGCCUUUUAUUUUGAGGACACCAUUGAUUGCUGCAAUGCAUGAAGAUGACUCUCCUGACUUGGAAGAAGUACGACGUAUCUUAAGAGAUAACCUGGAGAUUCCGGAUGUCCCUCUAAAGGUUCGAAAGCUCAUAGUCAAGGUGUGUGAUGUUGUGACCCGUAGGGCUGCUCGAUUGGCAGCUGCUGGUAUUGUGGGGAUCCUGAAGAAGAUUGGUCGGGAUGGGAGUGGUGGAAUCGCAGGUGGAAGAAGUAGAAGCGAUCAGAAAAUGAGAAGGACGGUUGUGGCAAUGGAGGGGGGUUUGUAUACAGGUUAUACAAUGUUUAGAGACUACUUACAUGAAGCAUUGACUGAAAUAUUAGGGGAAGAUAUUGCCCAACAUGUCAUAAUCAAGGUCACUGAAGAUGGAUCAGCCAUGGGAGCAGCUCUCCUGGCUGCUUCACAUUCAUCCUACCCUGUGGAUAGCGUACAGUUGCUAUAAAUAUAUAUAUUCAUAUAUACAUAUAGCCCCUGUAAAUGUAGAAUUCAUUUUCCAUAGUUGAUAUCUGUUUGUAUAAAGGGAAGGUUUGUCCAUAUUUUUCUCUAGUAAUUAUUUUUUCUAUA
Molecule: messenger RNA, 2027 nt
Organism: Prunus avium (sweet cherry)
Lineage: Eukaryota; Viridiplantae; Streptophyta; Magnoliopsida; Rosales; Rosaceae
Gene: HKL1
Product: hexokinase-like 1
Biological process (GO): glycolytic process; intracellular glucose homeostasis
Cellular component (GO): cytosol; mitochondrion
Molecular function (GO): D-glucose binding; ATP binding; hexokinase activity
Source: RefSeq, a predicted model, not a curated record